Molecule: messenger RNA, 1950 nt
Organism: Zasmidium cellare ATCC 36951
Lineage: Eukaryota; Fungi; Ascomycota; Dothideomycetes; Mycosphaerellales; Mycosphaerellaceae
Product: glycoside hydrolase family 51 protein
Exons: 4
Coding region: 1-1950 (649 amino acids)
Biological process (GO): L-arabinose metabolic process
Molecular function (GO): alpha-L-arabinofuranosidase activity
Source: RefSeq, a predicted model, not a curated record
AUGCAUCUAUCCUCGACCAUCUUCGGCCUCGUUGCCUUGGCAAAUGAGACAGUAUCAUUGACACUUUCUGUCGCCUCAUCCCCUGAAAAUGCGUCCAGUCCGCUUCUGUAUGGGCUGUUCUUCGAGGACAUCUAUCACUCCGGUGAUGGCGGCAUGUACGGAGAAUUGAUUCGCAAUCGUGCCUUUCAAGGGACACAAGACGGCAAUGGCCAGACCGGCAGUCCCAGUCUGACGCCCACAACACGAUAUUGGUCAGCCGUGGGAUCUGGCGUUUCGUUCAACAUCGACUCGUCUACGCCAAAGCUGUCCUCAGCUCUUGCAUCCCACAUGAAAGUGUCGGUCCCAAGAGGUGCCACGGGCCAAGUUGGGUUCUGCAACGACGGCUACUAUGGCUUCAGUGUGGACAGCACAAAACGAUACAUUGCCGACUUUUACUUUCGUGGCACAUACACUGGGAACAUGACCACAUAUUUCCAGAGCACUCUCAACGGCCAAAGAUUUUCUGCCGUCAAUACCUCCAUCUCUCAGACAUCCGCCCAAGGCUGGAAACAAUACUAUACCGACGUCUUCAACCCGAGCUCCAGCGCACCAAAUGCCAACAACACCCUGUGCUUUUCUUUCGAUGGCAGCAAGCUCGCAGGACAAAGCAUUUAUGUCAACCUUAUCAGCGCUUUCAAACAGACCUUCAACAACCGCGCGAAUGGAUUGCGUGAAGAUCUGGCAAUGGCGUUAAGUGAUAUGAACCAAGCAUACCUACGUCUUCCCGGUGGGAACAAUCUGGAGGGUAAUGCACCGCCAUACUUUCUCAACUGGACGCAGACUGUGGGACCUUUGGAGAAUCGUCCUGGGUUUCCAGGCACGUGGGGCUCUACACAGACGAACGGGCUUGGUCUGGUCGAGUUGAUGCAGUGGGCAGAAGACAUGAACCUGGAUGUCGUCUUGGGAGUCUGGGGUGGCCUUUACUUGAACGGCGCAACGAUUACCCAGGCUGAUCUUUCUCCCUACGUGCAGCUUGCCCUUGAUGAAAUGGAGUUUCUCACGGGCGAUACGUCGACAAAAUUUGGUGCCCUUCGAGCUCAACACGGACGUUCAGCUCCGUUCAAAGUUCCUUAUGUGGAAAUUGGCAACGAAGACUUCCUCAACAAUGGCUACAACAGCUACGUCAACUACCGGUUCAACGCUUUCUACCAAGCCCUCUCGCCCAGGUAUCCGAACGUGAAUUACAUCUCCACAGUUGAAUGGACACCGCCUAGCGGAGUGGCUGUCGAUCUCCACCCAUAUGGAAACGAGUCAUAUUUCAAAUCUCUGUUCAACGCUUUUGAUCACAAGCCACGUUCUAUUCCCUUGUUCGUGGCGGAGUAUGCUGUCACCAACUCAGGCAACAAUACCGGGCAAACCGGGGCUCAGACGUUCGGAAUGGCGCUGGCGGAAGCAAUAUUCCUGCUCGGCUGCGAACGCAAUUCCGAUGUUGUAAAGGGAACCAGCUAUGGUGCUUUGAUCAAGAGCUACGACGAAGCGCCUGAUACCGUUGCGGUCAUCAAGCAGACCGCAGACGAAGUUCUUCUUACUAUGAGCUACUACGUCCAAAAGCUCUUCAGCACCUACUACGGCAAGGACGGUGCCCUCUCAGUGGCUGCAUCUGGAGGCGGGUUCGACCCGUACUACUGGGCUGCAUCGAAGUCUGGCUCUCGCACGAUUCUCAAAGUUGUUAGCUAUGGUGGAUCGAAGAGCAGCGUUGCAGUUGUCGUGAAUGGCAGCAAGGCUACAGGCGCGACGCUGGUGCGCAUGUCGGCACCGUCGUCGACGAGGAUCAACAAUCUGAAAAGUCGAGGAGGCGAAUCGAGCAGUAUAACGACACUUCAACUCAACAGUGCUGGCGGUCAAGCCGGGACGUUUUCAUUGCCCUUUGCAGCUGGCUACGAGCUGGCCAUUCUGUUGGUUGACGGAUAA